CGUCUUCGCCUUCUCCUUGUUGGGGGGCUAUCCUGGGUGUGGUUUCCCCUACCCCGGCCGUGAGCUCUAAAGGGAGGAGGCAGAGCAAAGCGGCUGCAGCGGGGCGGGCGUCGGUAGCACCGCGGCUCAUUGCGUGUCCGUUGGGGAGCGAGCUAAACGGCUGUUGCGCGCGCCCAUCCGCCCUGCGCUGGAUGGGCGCGUGCGCGUUUUUGCCGCGCCACUCCCCAAGGCUGAGGGCCUGAGGAUGGGGGGCGAGUGCGUGGGCUCGGCCGGUGUUGGGGGGAGUCUCGCUUGCUGCGGGUGCCGGGGUGUCCCGAGGGGAACGUGCCGAGAAACUUCUAACAGCCUCUCACUGUGUCUUCCUCCUCCGCCAUGCUCCCUCUGUUCCCUGUCGCCACCCCCCGCCCCGAAGUUAAAGAGAAGAGACCAGUAUGGUUGAAAACUCUCCAGCCCCAUUGCCAGAAAGGGCAAUAUAUGGAUUUGCUCUUUUCUUAGGAUCGUGGUUUGGCUUUAUCUUGUAUAUUAUCUGGGCAUAUGUUCCUGAGACUUGGCUGUUCUCGUUGGGACUAACAUACUGGCCACAAAAGUACUGGGCAGUUGCUUUGCCAGUGUACCUACUAGUUGCUGUAGGAAUUGGUUAUAUAUUACUUUUUGGUAUUAACAUGAUGAGUACAGCUCCACUUAACUCCACAGAUACCAUUACAGAUAACUAUGCAAAAAGGCAGCAGCAGAAGAAAUUUCAAGAAGAAGCAAUUCCAGCCCUGAGGGAUAUUUCCAUCAGUGAAGUAAACAGAAUGUUUUUCCUUCCUGAAAAAGGAAUCUGCAAUAGCAGAUAGUCAUUAUUGUGAUCUAUUUGAAUAACAGAUUCGUAGAAGUGUUACAUAAGGAAAAUUAAACUUCUCCAAGUUAUAAACCACAGUUUUUUUCUGCUUGUAAAACAAAGCUUUUUUUUUUCCCCUCUAAAUUUAUGGCAACACACUUCAUUGAGAUUAUUUUAUUUUAUUAUUAUACAUGCACCUUAAUAACCUGCAUUGGUAUGAGAAUUAUGCCACGUUAAUUUAUCUAACCAUUCUUGUGAGUUUAAAAUAGUAUUCUGUUGCUUAUAGAUUACUGCUUGUAAUUUCCCUCUGAGAGUGAAAGAAAUAGCUUUGGAGGUAGCUUGAUUCUGUUUCCCUUUUAAUUCAGGGAGAUAAAAUGUUUUUCAGUAGUCAAGUGUUUGAAAAUAUUUGGGUUUUACAAUGUACAUUAAAUUGAAGUGUUUACAUUGUAAAUAUACAGUUCUCAUUUGUAAAUAUCAAUAAAAUGUAACUAAUUUUUAUUUGUUCAAAGUUAGCCAUUUUUCUGUGGUGCUAUAUUUGUCCUGGGUAAAGGUGCAGCGAUUAGAGACGAUGCAUACCGGGAUGCAGACAGAAAUUCGCGCAGAGGCAGAGGUCUUGUUCAUGAAGGAGCGCAGAGCCUGGCCUAGCAGAGAGCUGACUUAGGCCUAGGCUAGCUUCUUUACUCACCAUUUACCAUUUUAUAGGAUUUACAGAUACAAGCAUGGACUAAGAUGUUUACACAAGGUGUUUUUCCACUAAUUGUUAUUAAAAACACAAUAAACUCAUGUGAUGUUUGUCUCA
Columba livia (rock pigeon) is the source of this 1619-nucleotide messenger RNA. RefSeq names its product phosphatidylinositol glycan anchor biosynthesis class P (gene PIGP). Lineage: Eukaryota; Metazoa; Chordata; Aves; Columbiformes; Columbidae. Gene Ontology annotation, molecular function: phosphatidylinositol N-acetylglucosaminyltransferase activity. Gene Ontology annotation, biological process: GPI anchor biosynthetic process. The transcript is spliced from 4 exons. The record is from RefSeq and is a predicted model, not a curated record. Bases 432 to 836 code for a protein of 134 amino acids. Gene Ontology annotation, cellular component: endoplasmic reticulum.